Messenger RNA from Diospyros lotus (date-plum), 1093 nucleotides. RefSeq names its product protein EMBRYO DEFECTIVE 514-like. Bases 43 to 750 code for a protein of 235 amino acids. Lineage: Eukaryota; Viridiplantae; Streptophyta; Magnoliopsida; Ericales; Ebenaceae. Gene Ontology annotation, biological process: chloroplast organization; chloroplast rRNA processing. The transcript has 2 exons. Gene Ontology annotation, cellular component: chloroplast. The record is from RefSeq and is a predicted model, not a curated record.
GUUUUGCUUCCUACUCUUUUGCGGAGAGAUUAGCAAUCAAUCAUGGCCGAACCCUCCUCUGCGACAGAGUCCACCAAGACCCUCCUUGACAAACCAUCCGCUCAGGAAGACAUGGACCUCGUGACCCCAGGUCCCGCCGCCGCUCAAGAAGACAUGGACCUCGUGACCCCAGGUCCCGCCGCCCAAGAAUCCAACGGCGGCGAUGCAAACACGAAGCUCGCGAGGGACGAGGAAGGAGGGACUGAGGGCAAGGAGGAGGAGGAGGAGGAGACUGUGAAGAAGCAGAAGGUUGAGAAGUCCUCUGAGGAAGAUCGACUGGAGAAACUGAAAGGAGAGGAAGAUAAACAGAAAGACGGGGAUUCGAGCCAGGUCAGCUUAGGUCCCAAGUGUUUCGGGUCAUCUGUGGAGAUGUUCGAUUACUUCUACAAGUUCCUCCAUUACUGGACGCCCAAUGUCAAUGUCAAUAAGUAUGAGCACAUGAUGCUACUAGAAUUGCUUAAGAAGGGGCAUCCAGAACCAGAGAAGAAGAUUGGUUGUGGGAUCCUUGCCUUCCAAGUGCGAUACCAUCCCCAGUAUAGAAGCCGCUGCUUCUUUCUCGUAAGAAAUGAUGAAUCAGUUGAUGAUUUCAGCUUCAGGAAGUGCGUGGAUCGCAUAGAUCCCUUGCCAGAAAACAUGCAAAUAAAAUCUGGCGGUGGCAAGCGAGGACGCGGCGGCGGAAGAGGAGGAGGAUGGGCUAAGUCGAGAAAGUGAGAGAUGGUAUGAGCCUGGGGGGUGUGCACUUGUGGGUGUUGAAGAAUAAACGAGACCAGCAGGUGUCGAUGUUCUACCUAACCUACCUUACAUCAUUUUUAUGCCUUUCAAAAUUUUGAAUAGUAAUUAUGAUAUUGUGGGUAUUUUUGUUGUUUAUUUUUUAUUUUUUAUUGCUAGGGAUGUUGGUUAUUUGUUACUUGGAGAGAAGUUAAUGUGACAAGACAGUCUUUGUGUUACAAAGGGUGGUUCUUCAGCCUCUACAGCAUUUGAUAGUAUUUCAUGCGACUAUGACUGUUGUUACACACACAUAUAUAAUGUCACAGGCUUGGACUUUUUGGUGCAA